Messenger RNA from Ruditapes philippinarum (Manila clam), 3052 nucleotides. RefSeq lists its product as uncharacterized. Gene Ontology annotation, cellular component: nucleoplasm; chromatin. Lineage: Eukaryota; Metazoa; Mollusca; Bivalvia; Venerida; Veneridae. Gene Ontology annotation, biological process: positive regulation of DNA-templated transcription. Gene Ontology annotation, molecular function: ubiquitin-protein transferase activity. The transcript has 2 exons. Bases 337 to 2091 code for a protein of 584 amino acids. The record is from RefSeq and is a predicted model, not a curated record.
UGAUAUUUCAUAUUAACGCUUUGUAUUGAAUGCAGACAAUAUUACCAUAUUAUUUUCGUUAGGAAACGUUUAACGGUACGUUGGCAGGCAAUUUAAAGGGGUUAGUAACGUAAUAUGGAUAUUUUUCCAAAAACGUGACGCAUAAUUAUUAUAUAUGUGUUAUAUUUUCUGAAAAAAAGUCUUGAUAACGUAACAGACACGUUUGUUAUUUUGGCUUGUACUUAAAUAGGUGUCUUGAGGAGCACAGUCAUCAUGAUUGAAAUAAUUCUGUAGAAUUUAUUAGUGUGUUUUGAUAUAAGUGGAACAUCAUAAAGUUGUUACUUGAAUACAAUAGAAAUGGACAGUAAGGAACGUGAUAUUGGUCCUCUCCGUUGCCAACCAUGUUUAGCCGAUGACAACCAAGUAUUAGCAUCAUUUUACUGUAUAGACUGCAAGGAAUGCCAGUGUUUGCGGUGCAAAGACGUUCAUCGACGUUUCUCAUAUAUGACGGGACAUCAGAUAGUUAAAGUAAAACCGACUUUUACCAAAGAAGAUAUCAAUCGAUUUAAUACAUACUUUGUAUGUAAUGUCCAUAACCGAAAACUCGAGUUUAUUUGUACAAAAGACAACACAUUGUGCUGUACUGAGUGCAAAGAAAAUAUCCAUAAAACUUGUCAAAAUGUACAAGAAAUCUCUCACAUAGCUAAUAAAGAUAUAGAUGACUUUGGUUAUCUCCAGAGAGAAACUGACGGGCUAAGGAAUAAAGUAAUGACAUUGUCAAAGUAUCUUAGAGAUACAUAUGACGCACUUAACAAUGAAUCACCUGAAAUGGAGAAACUAACAAAAGCAUUGACAGACAUGAAAGAAAAACUUUUUAGAAAGAUAGAUAAUUUUACAGAACAACUGAUAGCCGAUGGGAGACGGCAAAUUGAGUUUAAAUCCAAAGCAACUAUAAAGAAAGCAGAACUAUCUGAAAAACUAGUAACAUACAUAGAUGAACUGUUCGAGGACAUUGACUACUGGAAACAAGUUCCGCACCCCCAGAAUCUCAUCAUAAGACAUAGGCUUGCUGAGCAAUUUAAAGAAUGUGAAGAAAAGUUCAAAGACGUAUCUGCACACCUUCGUACACCCGGUGAAGUAACUUUGUCACUUCACAACAAGGUGCAUUCGUUAGUUGAGCACAAAUCCGAUAUUGGUAGUGUGUAUUAUGAAGACCAUGGUGGUAACCUCACAGAUCUGUCAGACCACCGUGCAGUACGGAUUGAACUUCUGCACAGCAGAAAUCUGCGAAGGCGAACAUUGGAUCAAGACAACCUGACACCUGAUAUUACAGGUAUUAGUUUCCUAGACGAUGGCAAGCUUGUUGUUAUCGAUAAAACCAACAGGAACAUAAGAAUACACGAGAAACAUUCGACAGAUCUGAUAUGGAAAACUGAGCUUACGCCAUGCGAUGUUGCAACUGUCUGUGAUGGAAAAUUUGUUGUCACGUUUCCAGGUCUGGUUGUGUUCUACAAGAUAAUAAAUAAUGAAUUAUAUGAAUACAAGCAUACAAGAAAUGUGCUAAACAAUAGUACAAUCUCUGUAAAAGAUAAAAAUUCGUAUGUGAUCGGUACUUCAGGCGCAAAUGUUCCUGCAUUGUUGAUUACAGAUUCCGGCCAGGAGAAAGAUUUAAACUUACGAUUGAAUGACUGUUCAAGUUACUCAUCAAAAUCUCUCUUUUUCAGGACCAGGGUCGCUGAAUUAUUAGCAAUUUCUUUCAAAGAUUUUAAUUGUAUUUUGCUUAUAGACAUGGAAACGAAAGAACACAAGAACGUGGCAAAUGAUGAACUUAUCAAACCAGGCUACAUGUGUAUCGGACCAUUAGACACCUUAUUCGUAUGUUGUGACUUGGGGAAAGUAGUGCAUCUUACUGCAGAAGGAUCGGUUCUUAGUGCGUUAAGUACGGACAUUAUUGAGCCAAAAUGUAUUUCAAUGUCCAAGGAUCAAACGGAAUUAGCUGUUGCAGGAAGUGGACAGUUACUCGUAUACAAAAUAGUUAAAACAGAUGCCUAUCAUGACUAUAUCUGUUUAAACAAAAAGAAAGAAAAGCGCUUUCAAAGCGUUUUUUAUUGAAAAUACCAAGAAAAGAACUGAAGUCCCUACUUGGUUGAAAGUUGACAUUGAUUCUAUUUAGUGCAACAAAGCAUUGUAUUGAUAUUCCGCCACAUCCUCAUCACUAACAAAACAUUAUAUUUUAGAAAUAUAACUCAUGUAAGAUAAAUUGUGAAUUUGUUCUUCGUGAAAUGAGUGAGCAAAAUGGUUAAACCAAGUUUUUUUGUCACAUUUGUUGUUUGUUUAAUAACGUUUAUUUUAGCAGAUGUCAUAGCGUGAUACACAACAGAUUGUUGCAUUUAUAUGGUGGUAAAAUAACUGACUUGACCGACAAUUUAGCAAAUAAUCAGUAUACAGUUGACUGCACUGCCAAAUCGAUUUAGCGUUCAAUGGACAUCAUUGAUAUAUAACGGACAUAAAUACUAAAAUAUCAGAUUUAUUGUUGAAUGUAUCUUAACGUCAUUUUUUUUCUUUGCUUUUUUUUACUUUGCUUGUGAUGAUUGCAAUUAUCAUUUGUUUUGUUGAUGUAUGAUUCAUAUGCCUGUUUUAUAAAGUGUUGAGAAUGUAAGUAAUUGCUGAUACAGUAAGUUGGUAGUGCAUAGCAAAUUUAUACGAAUAAUAUCAAAUACCUAGAGGUAUACUAUUCCAUUAACCAAUUCUUAUUGCUGCUUGUUCUCAACUACUUUAAUUGAAUAAAUUAUUAAACAGAUAAAAUUACGUAUCUAUACCUUUUAAGAUGUAAAGAUGGCAACCUGUUGCAGGACUUUAUAGAGCUUGUAGAGGUAUGCAGACCUUCAUUUCAAUAACACAGGACUUUUCCUUGAAUUUGAUUAUGUAACAUUUGCAAAGAUCUAAUUUCUAGUUUGCGUGUACAAUGUAUGUUUUAAAUAUAUCAUUAUACGAUUUCAACUUGCGCACAUCGUCUUCUGUAAUAUCAUUCUAUGAACUGUGAAUAAAAGUUUUGGUUCUUUAAUUACACAUU